CGCGCGUCCCGUCCGUUUCAGUUUUGGAGUAGAUGUGCUGAAGAAGCGAAGGUGGAAAAUAUAAUGGUGCGUGUAUUUGAGACAAAGUUUCUUGCAAUUAUUGUCAAUUUUCCCUUUGUUAUUUUGGCGGAAGAGUGAAAAAGUCGAAAAGUGGUUCCAUGGAGCCACCACCGAAAGACUUCUCCUUAGUCCCCAGGGCCCGCCUUGACGAAAUGUCUUCGGGGAAGAUUGGUUCCUAAUACUCAUCAUCAAAAUGGCAGCCCAGUGUUUAUGGAAAAGAUUGCCUGGAUGUCGAGAAGUGUUGCAGCUUUCGCACCGAUUGAAAGAAAGAGGAAUUCGGCCUCUGUGUAGGGGAUUUAGUCUAGAAACAAAAGGAAAGGGUAAACGAUUUCCCUGGACUUUGUUGGGUUCAUUAGCUGGUUUCUCCCUUGGAUAUCUGUUAGCAAAGCACAGAGAGAAUCAACUCGCUGGUAUUCGUGGCCUGAUGGUUGCAGCAAAGACAAAUUUUCAGGAUGAGGUAAACUCAACCGAUUCUGGAUCACCCCCACGAUCUGCAACGUUCAAUUUUAUCGCAGACGCCGUGGAAAAAGCUGCACCAGCUGUUGUGUACAUUGAAAUCACGGGACGACGCGCGGGAUUCGGGUUCAUGGGACAUACUGGUCCUACUAGCUCAGGUUCCGGGUUUAUAGUAACUGAGGACGGUAUGGUUCUGACAAAUGCGCAUGUUGUUGAAAACGCUGCAAAAGUGACUGUGAAAUUAAAAGAUGGAAGGGAAUUUAGUGGCAUUGUUGUUGAUCUUGACUUUGAAAAUGACCUGGCAGCCGUGCAGCUAGAGUCAGAUAAGAAUAUUAAAUUCCCAACACUUACCCUUGGUUCAUCAUCGACAAUAAGACCAGGAGAGUGGGUUGUGGCUAUGGGUAGCCCCCUUCAGCUUAGUAACACAAUAACAGCUGGAAUUGUUAGUACAGUGCAUCGUGCAGGUGGAGAGAUUGGACUUCCAAACCCAGAGAUGGAAUAUAUCCAGACAGAUGCUGCAAUAAACAUUGGAAACUCAGGAGGACCUCUGGUCAAUCUGGAUGGUCAUGUUAUUGGGAUUAAUGCAAUAACUGUAAGAUUUGCAAGUGGAAUUUCAUUUUCCAUCCCUAUUGACACUGCUAAAGAGUUUCUAUCACAAGCAAUAGAGAGACUUAGGAGCGGUAAACACACACAGAGCAAAAGUCCAAAGAGGCAACUGGCUCCAUAUGAACGCUGGUAUAUUGGUGUCAGUAUGUUGACACUGACUCCACAGAUAUUAGAGCAACUGCGGCGAAGGGACCAAAGUUUCAAUAAAGUGAAAUCUGGAGUGUUUAUUCCACAAGUCAAUUAUGGGUCACCGGCACACAGGGCUGGUGUGCUACCUGGUGAUAUUUUGACAAAAAUAAAUGGCAACAAAAUAGUGUCCAAUAAAGAAGUGUACCGACAUGUAAACAGAGGAGAAACUUUCGAGGUUGAAGUGAAGAGAGGGGAUAAGCAUCUUAUAUUCACCCUUGAACCUGAAGUUGUGGGAUAAGUUAUUGUUCAGGGCUUUUACACCUGGCUUGGUACAAAAUAAAUUUGAUUCAUGAAAAAUUUCCUACAAAUCUUUACUUUGCGAGUGGUCAAUUAAGGAAACCCAGUGCAAGAAAAUAUCUAAAGGGUAAUAAACUAGGCAGCUUUAUUUACAUAUCUUACUCCCUCCCUAUCAUCCAGUUCCAGAAACUACCAUUUCAGUAAUUUAAAGGAAGUUUCAAAACUACCACAAAUUGGUGAGAUGAUGUUUUCUGAUUCAAAUUAAAAGCAAAUUAUGAGGGAAUGAGCUGCCAAGUAUGGCCAAUGUUUGGUAGUGCAUUGUUAGGCAGAGGACAACUUAGUUCAAAGUGUGCACCUCAGCAUUCAAUGUGUGUUGUUCAUAGCCUUCACACUAUCACAAGGAGAAAGUUGAAUUGUUCCAGACUUGUCCCAAAUGUUUAGGUGGAGGAAGAGGGAAAAGUAGAGGAACAGGAAAUUAUCACCAGCCUUCAAGAGGAAGAAUAUGAUGGAAAAAUUCAACUGGACCAUUCUGUGGAGGAUGAUGAUGAGGAUAAUGAUACUGUCACAUAUUUGCACAGCUCAUAAAGGGAAAACUGUGCAAGUAAAUUUAAUUGAAGUCCACACACCAACAGUGAACUAAAGCAAAGCAAUCUGCUUGACAAUAUGGGACUAGAUGUAGUUUCUGCAACCUUAACAACUUUUUGUACAACUUGUGAAACACUGAACUUUGGUUCUUGACCACGUGACGUACAUGUAACCCACCCCUGAUUACUCAUCCAACAUGCUAACAGACCCCCUAAGGAUUUGAAUCUUUCCCAUUUUUACGUACCGUUACUCUUUCUAGGGACAAAUGAAAAUGUACAUUUCUUGGCUAAAAAUGUUUCCCCCCCCCCCCCAAAAAAAAAAAAAUAAAUGACACUUGUCUGUCUUGUUCCCAGUGAAUACUUUUUAUUGCAAAUAUCUCCAACAGUUGAAGUUUGUAAUAUAGUUGCAAGAUGUGUUCAAGAUAAUCUUUUUUACUAAUACUAUUUUUUAAUAUUUUGAGUCUGACAUCUUACAGAAUAAUAUAACCAUCCUAUUAUUACUAGAAAUUAAGAAUGUGAUGAUAAACUUGGAAGAAAAGGGUGUAGUAACUGUGCAAAACACAACCCAGGUUAAUGAAGAGUUGACCAGUACCUGGAGCCAGCAUAUUACAGUGGUUUGUAUUUGGGUGAGGUACUGCAUUGCCUUGUCCCUAAAGACUAAGCCCCAUAAUUUAUAACUCAGUCUAGACUUUUUAAGUAUACUGAAGAAAGGACUCUUUGUCAACUACUACUAAGUUCUUCAACAAGUUAAAAUUUACCUUGUUUUUUUCCAUUUUUCCCGAAAUCAUUGUAAAAUAGACACAACUCCCAAUCACUAUUAGUUAUCAUUUUAUUUCCUUGUAGGCCUCUCAUCUAAGUGUUCAGGCAUUUCUACUUUGUUUAAAAUUAUGGAUCACAGCCAUGUUUUCUGUAAAAUAUAUCACUGGUACCCAGUGAAUCCCCACCACAACAAUAUUUCAACCUAAUACAGAAAUAAUUUUGACCAAACUCUUAAACUUGAAACCAACUUACAAAAUUUGUUGUAUCACAUUUCUGGAAUCUCACAUACUUUUGCAAGCAAAUUUGAUCUUCUGAAGUUAUAUGAAAUUUACUCAUUUUGGUGCAUACAAAGUGUCAAUUUAUUACUCUUGCAUACUAACCUCAAACAAAACAUAACAUAAGCUUAACAAUCAAUUUGAAUGAAGACAUAUAAUCCCUCAACAACUUUUCUUAAAAUGACACCCAGAAAAGAGCAGAUACCAAAUCUAAUAAACUUGCGAUAUGCAUACUCAGUCACAUUUCAACAUACUUCUGACCAGUAACUAUUACUGAACAACUCAUUUCAAAUUUAAUUUUUGGACUAAAUUAGCCUUAAGGUGAUUUCUGUUUUCUUUGUUUACUUUGCA
Messenger RNA from Stylophora pistillata, 3517 nucleotides. Its product is annotated as serine protease HTRA2, mitochondrial. The record is from RefSeq and is a predicted model, not a curated record. Gene Ontology annotation, biological process: programmed cell death; proteolysis; positive regulation of apoptotic process. Gene Ontology annotation, molecular function: protein binding; serine-type endopeptidase activity. Lineage: Eukaryota; Metazoa; Cnidaria; Anthozoa; Scleractinia; Pocilloporidae.